CUAUUCUUUCUCACAACAAGGUCGCUCUUUUGUUUCUUGUUAUGUUAUUCGUAAUUGAUUUAUAUUUUGGUCUGAAUACCGAAAAGCAUUCCCAUCGUAAGUUAUCGUUGCUGGACGGAGGUAACCUUUCACCCUGAUAAAUUCCUACAACUAACAUCCGUUGCUUCCUCUGAAUAUCUAACUGCGACUUGGAAUGUAGCCGGCAACGAAAAGUUUCGUGUCAUGAUCAACGAGUAUGCACCAACCUAUUUGAAUGUGAACACGAAGUAUCAAAAAUCUGAAGUGAUCGCAAAGAUUGUAGCGGAAGUCAGGAGCCGUAGUCCUGGUGGCGGCUUUAUUAAGAAAGACUUUUACAGCAACCGCUGGUUCGAAGUAGGCGAUGAAAAGGCCCGCGAUAAGGUUGGUACGUGUAUACCCGCCUAUCUUGUUAUCUUUAUCGUUUUCAAUUGCUUUCGUUCUCACGUAUCGAGUGACUUUUUUGAAUUCUUGUCCAAUGUUGUAGGUCAUGCUAUCCGAAAAGCUGCCGUAGCACUUGGGAAACAAUUUCGAGGAGGGAAACGGCAGUCGCAAUCUCUUGCGAAGCGACGCAUGAACAGCAACAUUGGCAAUUUUAAUUUUAUAAACGCUACGAAUAUGGACAUGAAUGCCAACAAUCUCUUUAACAAGGCAGCCCUAAUGAACGGCGCAGGUCUUGAGGCCGUUACUUCGGGUCUUUCGAAAGGCAUGCAUUUUCCCUCCAUGAAUAUGGCGAUGAAUUCGAACGGAAAUGCGAAUAUGAACAUGAGCAUGAAUGCAAGCAUGAAUACCAAUUCGAGCAUGAGCAAAAGCGCCCUUAGUAAUUUAUCGGGUAGGAAUCAACUUGCAGGAAUGCAAAACAUGGGCGCCACAUCUGGCAUUAUGAACGCAAUAGGGAUGAACGGAGUUGGUACCAUGGGAAUGAACUCUAUCACGUCGGGAAGCUUUCCGAGGGAACUUGAGGAGGCGCUGGCGAUGAAUCGCUUCAGAAAUGAUUUUGCCCCGUUGGGAGGAGCUGCCACAUCGGAUUCGUCUCUUUUGGGUAGCCUCUACGGAGUUGGGAAGUCCCCUGGUGAUUCGAUAGGGUUAUCUGGGGUUAAUGGCAGGGUAGGUGUGGAUGACUCAGGACUUAUGGAUCAGUUCCAACGGCGACGGCUUCAUUUAGAAGCAAUGGAAAAGAAAGAAGAUCCCAUGACUAUGCUACAGGGAUCUGGUCAGAGAACCAGUUGGCCCGAGGAGACUAGGAAUUACAACAGCAACAAUGAAUACUCGAACAACCUUUCCAUGGAUUUAAAUAACCAUCAUUCUGCGUUGAAUGGAAUAAACAGCAGUCAUAACUAUAGACCAAUGCUAUCUUUUGGGAGAGGUCAGGGGAACUUUGAAAACAUGAAUUCGAACAGCUACGAAUCUGUGUCAACAGCAAAAAAUUCAAUAUUGUCGAAGCUAGCGGCAGCUAAUUCUAAUUUAAUGCAGGGAGCAUCAAACUUUGGUAACGGCGAUGACAUGGUAAGUUCCAUGAUGAGUGACAAUAACAACCCAGAGACCACAAACAAUAUAAUGGGAAUCAAUAAUGAACUCCCAAAGCCAGGCAUAGGACCUGGAUUGCAAAACUCGAAUCACAUUCAUAAGCAGAACGGCUGGUGAUUCAUAAGUACUUUUAGAGAAUGAUUUAUUGUCAAAUGGUUCAUUAGUUCUGCUAUUCUCUUCUAUUUUUUGGGUAUCAUCUGGUCUUCAUAGUGUAGCUGAGAUGUGUGAGACCCAUUCUGCAUGCACUUAUAUAUUGUAGUACAAAGUAGCUGUCUCRUACUUCAAGAAUAAGUCAAGUAGUAUCUGAUUUGUUAGGGUGAAUGAUGCUGAUAUGCUGUUCUCAUUCAAAACUCUUGUUGUGGUUCUUCUUUCUGCAAAACUAUCUCCAACCAUACUACAGCACAACAAUGUAUUAGGACAACUAGUAUUAUAUUAUGAAUAUUGGRUAUCAACAUCAUACUCCUACAACAAGAAGUCAUCUUUCUUUUCUUCUUUCUUGUUGUUGCUGAGAUAGUAGAAAAUCAUAGGAGAUCAGUGUACAACAUGAAAAGAAGAGUAGGAGUCAGAACCCAGCAACAAUAUUUGUAGUAGUACUACUACUAGUAGUAUUAGAACCACCAGCCUCCAGCAGGUGAUCAGUCUAGUAGUAGAGGUGAAUCUUAAAAGUAACAGUACAAAAAGAAGAAGCAUAAUUUUUGAACAA
Messenger RNA from Pseudo-nitzschia multistriata, 2245 nucleotides. NCBI's taxonomy places the organism in Eukaryota, Bacillariophyta, Bacillariophyceae, Bacillariales, Bacillariaceae. The record is from the annotation of a GenBank genome assembly.